Linum tenue is the source of this 477-nucleotide messenger RNA. The record is from the annotation of a GenBank genome assembly. Lineage: Eukaryota; Viridiplantae; Streptophyta; Magnoliopsida; Malpighiales; Linaceae.
AUGUCUACUUCUUCUUCUUCCGAUGAGCACUACUCGGCCACACACGUCGGCGGCCACUCCCACUCCCGCCAGAGGAGGAGGCGGCGGUCCGUGAGGCGGGCGGUGAAGUUGCUGACGGCGGCCACCAUGUGCACGGCCUUCGCGCUGCUGUUCGGGUUGACGGUCACGGCGACGGUGGUGGGGCUGGUUGUGGCCACCCCGCUACUGGUCAUAUUCAGCCCCGUGCUGGUCCCCGCCGUGCUGGCAGCGGCGGUGGUGGGGGCGGGGUUCUUGGUCUCCGGCGGGUGCGGGAUGGCGGCGGCGGGGGCGCUGGUUUGGGUUUACGCUUACGUCACGGGGAGGCGGCCGCCCGGUACGGAGCGGCUGGAGGGCUACUACGGCAGCUGGCCGGCGCCCAAGGAUAAGGCUUUGGAUGGGUACGUUGAUCGUCAUGAUGACGCCACGACCAAUCAUCUUCCUCCAGCUGGAGCUGAUUAA